Tremella mesenterica DSM 1558 is the source of this 2832-nucleotide messenger RNA. RefSeq lists its product as uncharacterized. Bases 1 to 2832 code for a protein of 943 amino acids. Gene Ontology annotation, biological process: DNA damage response; fatty acid metabolic process. The transcript is spliced from 6 exons. Lineage: Eukaryota; Fungi; Basidiomycota; Tremellomycetes; Tremellales; Tremellaceae. Gene Ontology annotation, cellular component: mitochondrial matrix. The record is from RefSeq and is a predicted model, not a curated record.
AUGAGCCCUCCUCCGUCCUCUCCUUCCUCCCUCUUCUCUCUUCCGGAGAUCAUACCCGCCACGAGGACGACUCCACCCAUCCCUGGAUUAUACAUCUUUCCCUCUUUGCUCUCAUCGGAAAUAGCCCAGACCGCACUGGCUCAGAUCGCCAACGAUGAUAUUUUCAUCGGCGGAACACGGAAUCAAGUUAUGAUCUUUUCUCGUCCGGGCUGUAUUGAAUCCCUCCCUUCAUAUAUCUUAGAGCUCCUCAACCACCUGGACAAUCUGCUGCGACCUCUUCUACUUGUCGAAGCGACAGAGACCGUUCUUGACCAACCUCUAGGAAGACAAGCUAUACUCAACCUCUACCUACCGGGUCAAGGUAUCAGUCCACAUAUCGACCUUCCCUCUCGCUAUGCUGACGGCAUACUUGGCGUCUCCCUCACAGGAGGAUCGGUUAUGACUUUCACUCCCACAGAAGAGAGAAUGAAAGACAAGACCGAGCAUCAUGUCUAUCUUCCUCCCAGAAGCGUAUACGUAUUGACUGGCGAGGCCAGAUGGGAAUGGCUUCAUGGGAUCAUAGGAAGGACAGAGGACCUGGUAGAAGGGGAAAACCAAAGAGAUGAGACGAUCUUGAGGGAUGUGAGGGAAUCCAAACAGCUCACCACACGCAUCACCUCGACUGACAUCUUCCCACAUAUCCUGUCCUUCUGCGACCGCUCAACCCUAGCUACUUGCCUUCGUCUUUCUCGCGGUAUCACUCAUGACAAUCUUCACUACAUAGGUCAAAUCUUGUACUCCAUCGUCACUCUCAAAGUCGACACACACGAUGGAAGUGUUUCACUUCGAGGCGUAGGAGAACCGGUGGACAUGAUUUAUCCUCUCUGGCGUUCUCUCAAUCUCAAACCUCUUCUCUUCUCCUCAGUCACACAUCUUACCAUCGACUUUCACAAGUUUCAUUAUCGAAACUGCCCAUCUUCCCUUCCAGUUCUCCCAAAUCUUCAAGAACUCGUCCUCAAACCUGCCUGCAUGGGAGCUGGAGUCAUCCUCUGCCACGCUGGAGCAAGCUGUCGUUUGAUUCAACAUCUUCAACCUCAUCGAUUGAUAAUCGAUGGUCUCCGCAGUACUUUCGAACCGCUUCCUCAUGGGUUACAAUACCACGACAAACCUUGGGCAGAAGCUAGAGAAGUCGUACUUGUCCUUCGGGCCGGCAGUGGCGGACGUCCUGAAUCACAAUGGUCCCGUAUUUGGUCGAAAAACCUCGAGAAGCUCGUCAUCGUAUACACGACCGAGUAUUGGAUGGCUCACUGGAAGAUGGGACGUCGUCCCGAGCAUGUGGAAAGGGCCAGGAGUUCAUUGUGUUGGAAACUGGCACGUAUCCGGCGGGAGAUUCCCAUGACUUGUCAGAUGGUUGUGGUGGGUGCUGGACACGCAAGCGCAAGGGCGAAAGUUCUAGAUCCCAGGGGAGAAGAAGAAGUUCAGGUUCAAUUGAGCACGAAUGUGCAUGAAAUGUUACGCAACUCUGCAUCCAGUGUGGACGACUUAGAGGAAUGGGGACAGGGUAUGAAAUUUCUGCUCGUGGCUGAAGCAGAGGCGGGAUGGAGGAUGCAGGCCGUGACAGAUGAUCAAGGUCACGGAUCAUGUAGUUGGCGUUACGUUGCCAACAUUCAAAUGAAAUUUUCCAAUUUGAGGAAGUCGUUCAGUUCAGCGGGUAUCGACCACGAACCAGACGACUCGCUGAUCCAAAUCCCCGCUUUACGACCAUUGCAACGACGCCGUCUCAUGUCAGGACCAAGAGACGAGGUUGUAUCGGACAAUGAAGACAAUGAGCGUGAUGGAGAGAGUUCUACCUCUGAGUCCACUUCAGUUCCUAAUCCUACUUCCACACGUAUUCUGUCUCCUCAGAACAUACCUGUUCGUAUCAACACACCGGUUUCGCCAGCUCGAGGUUUCAAUCGUCCUACCAAUACAAUUCCUCGGACCAUCGGGUCACUUUUUUCACCUACUCGCUCCGAACGUGAAUCAUUCUACAGAAUUGUGGAUCCUGACGUCGCAAGCAUCCGCUAUAAAACCUUGAUAUUUUCUUGUUUCGAUACUGUGAUUGCCGGACCUUUGGCUGGUUUUUCACCAACGGCUUCCACUUCCUUUCUCAAUUUCUCUCACUUUGUCAUUCCAUUCGUACGACAUAUCUUCAUCACUUCCAUGGAUUGUGUUCAUCCAGUUCGUUCAUCCACUCUCAACAACCUUCCCGCCGGCUUCAUUCGACCGCUACGUAUACUCUUCGAUUACGGUGAAAUCCAACGGGAUAGUGAUUGGCUCAAUGACAAUAUGAAUUACUGGCUUAAAUAUUUUUGGCCAAAGAAAAUCGUCUUGAAACGAGCAGCAAGUAUAUUGUAUUGGAUACCUAGGAAAGAAUCAAUGGCUUGGAAUAGAGUUGAACAAGUUGAAAUCCGAAUCGACGGUGACUAUUUGGAAGAACUUCAUGAACGAGAUAACUUUAUACCACCUAUAGGAAACGUAUUACCCAACCUACGUAAAGUUAUCAUCAAGCUCGAUAUAUAUCAUAAUUUUUAUGGUGAUCGCGAAGGUGGUUGGUCUUUGUUCACAGCUUUAUACCUUCUUUUAACAGUGGUGAACGAUUUUACAAUUGUCGAAGUCGAACUUGGAGGUUAUUUAUACGAACCGACUGAAUUAGACGGUCACGAAGCGAUGAAUGCCUUCAGACGAAUGGUUGGUUAUGGAGGUUGUUAUAUCAAAAGACGACAAGUGAUAGAGGAGAUGAUUGAGGCUUUCGUCCCGGAUUUAGGGUAUGCACGGGGAAUGGCAAUUGUGAACAGGUUGAAGUUGUUGUGA